Molecule: messenger RNA, 919 nt
Organism: Magnolia sinica
Lineage: Eukaryota; Viridiplantae; Streptophyta; Magnoliopsida; Magnoliales; Magnoliaceae
Product: 3-hydroxyisobutyryl-CoA hydrolase-like protein 5
Exons: 8
Coding region: 1-477 (158 amino acids)
Biological process (GO): L-valine catabolic process
Molecular function (GO): 3-hydroxyisobutyryl-CoA hydrolase activity
Source: RefSeq, a predicted model, not a curated record
AUGGCACAAGAACCCAUAAAUCCAGAAGAGGUUGUUUUGGCAGAAGAAGUGAACCAUGCAAGGUUGAUCACCUUAAACCGGCCUCGCCAAUUGAAUGUCAUUUCAUCCAAAGUGGUUGUUUUGCUAGCUGAAUUCCUUGAAAAAUGGGAGAAGGAUGAUGAUGCAGAGCUUGUGAUAAUUAAGGCUACUGGACGUGCUUUCUCUGCUGGUGGGGAUCUAAAGAUGUUCUAUGAUGGGAGGUCAGAUGAUUCCUGUCUCGAAGUUGUGUAUAGAAUGUAUUGGCUAUGUUAUCACAUUCACACAUAUAGGAAAACCGAGGUAGCGCUUGUUCAUGGACUUGUCAUGGGUGGAGGUGCAUCACUGACUGCUCCAUUAAAAUUCUCGGCUGUCACUGAGAAGACUCUUAACAAGGAGGGAGUAUUGCUUUUGCAAGGAUUGGAUUCCAAACUCUCCAAGGGAGAUGGUAUCCAAGCCUGAAAUUGGACAAUCACAAAGGUUUUAUGCAUGAAACAAAGUUAAUUUUUACCUUCCUAUGUUGCUUUAUUAUUGAUUCCAUGUAGCUUUUUCUUUCUUCUUUAUAUAGUUUCUAUGAUGAUUUGUAUUUUUUUAAAAAGGUUUCUGGGAUAUCAAGCUGAUAUAUAUGGAUGGACCAGCCUGAUUUUUUGAGGUUCUAUAUUUUUCUUUCUUUCUUUUUUUUUUUUUUCUCUCCUGAUUUUAGUCCUAAACAUAUGCAUUUCUAAAUCCUGAUUCUACACAUCUCAGUGUGCUGGAUUGAAUAGUUCAUCAUUUCUUUGUAGGACUAAUUUAGGAGUCGUUGGACCCCCUACCAAAUCUUAGCAAUCAAUACAAUUCAUCUGGUGGCCCCAAUGGUAGAUGGCCCACUGUGAGAAAAUCAUGCCAAUUACUUGAUCUUGCUCAU